AUGGACGAGGGCUGGUCAGGCGAGGAGGCGCAGGCGGGCGCUUCGCGACUGCAGACUGCGGGGACAGCUCCGAAGGCGGAAGAAAGAAGUGGCGAGGCGGUGUGCAGCCCGCCAUCUGAAGGGAAGGUCGGGAGGACAAGUCGGUCGCUUCUGCAGGACUCAGACGAAGAUGGAAAUAACGAAAGCUGCGGGCUCUCGAAUGCGGCGCACGAGGUUAGUGGCCGUGACACCUCUCUCGCGGGGUGUGCAGGGUCGUUGUUCUCGCCUUCCUCUUCUUCCACGGAGUUGAAAGACACAAAGGACCCUUCGUCUUCGAAUCCUCCGCCCUCGGCUUUCUCUUCUCCUUCCUGUCUUUGCUCUUCUCUCGAGGAUGCUUUUGCAGGCACUGCUUGCCUCGGCGCUUUACCCCGAGGUGACCCGUGUGUCGGGGCCUCUCAGUCAUCCUCCUCUGCCGCUCGUCCCCCGUCUAAAUUUGACGGUCUUUCGUUGCUCGAUCUCGACUUUUCUCUGCAAACGCCGACUCGCCUCGGUGGCGAGGCUCCAAGCGCGGCGCAGCCCGCGUCUCUGCAUGAAAUUGACCUUCUUGGAGACGCGGGGGCGACGUCCUCCUGGCCUUUGCGGCUCCAGGGGCAGAGUCAGGGAAGCGCGGCGGACGAAGAGGCGAGGCAGGACGAGGCAAGUGGAAACUUGGUUCUCUCCUCUGCUGCCGAGGCGCGACCUGGCGACGUAGAAGCGGAGACUGAACGCGAGCCGAGGCACGGGGAUAAAGCCCGGGAGCCUCUGCUUGUCGUCGAGGAGGAGUGCCUCGUAGACCGGGGAGACAAGCUAGAGAGCGCCGAAGGAACACAGAAAACCACAGGAGAGCAGGGAGAAGUAAAGAGACGGCCGGCAGGCGACGAGCGAGGCUCGAGCGACGGGGGGAGAGGAGGGUCGCGAGAAGGGAGAGAAGAGGUGCGUCUGCUUGCUGCAGAAGGCGGAGAGAGGGAGGGAGCGAGCGCGCUAGAGGCCUCUGGGGGGAGUGACGCAGCAGCAAACGUCCGGUAUGCGGGAGCGAGUGAACACACAGGAGAGAGCGAGCCGUCAGAAGGAAACGCGUUGCGCGCUACCAACUUGGACUCGAGUCAAGAGAAUUCGGUGGCGAGGAAAUCGACAGAGGCAGAAACCGAGGCGCCAGCGAUCGAAGAGGCCGCAAACGCAGACGUCAGAGGCGAAGAAAACGUCUCGCGCGUCCCUGCAGAGACACUUGGCAGCAACGCGCCUCUGACGGGGCCGGAGAAGCUCGCGCUGAUCAAGAAGCAUGUGCGGAACCUCCUCGCUCGCGAACCGAGCGCCAGCGCACGGAGUAGACUCGAGGAAUGCCUCGCCGCCCUCGAUGAGAUGCCUCUGGACUUUGAGAAACUCCGCAGUCUCUGCGCCGCGGGCAUGCCAGAUCGAUGCCCCGCUCUGAGGGCGCUGUACUGGAGAGUUCUGCUGCGCUUCCUCUCCGUAGAUCCCUCGCAGUGGGAGGAAGAGUCCCGAAGAAAACGAAAUGCCUACGAGAGUUACAAGAGGGACUUCAUCAAAGAGCCGGAGCUGGUGCGGCGGCUGAGGCAGAAGCGAGGCCCGCGAGGCCCGCGGUCAGCCAUGCCCGCGGAUGGCGCCUCCUCGUUUGUGUCUUCUUUCUCGUCUAUUUCGUCCCCCCCGUCUUCGUCGCCGUCUUUCUGUUCUGGGAGAGAGGCAGUGAAAUCUGAAGUCUUCGCCGAGGGCUCUGUGGUAGGCUGUUCGCCGCCCGCGCCCUCGGCUUCUUCUUCGGCUCUCGCGGCCUCCGCCGCGCACCCGACGCGGUCUCUUCUCGCCGCGUUGAUUCCGUCGGCAGGUUCCGCGGAGCGACUGGGAUCUACGGACAAGGAGACUGUGAGUGUGGAGAAGCGCGUGUCGCUCUUUGGCGGGACUCCUAACGAUAUGCUCUGUCGGCCUUCUUCUGGGUCCUCUUCCUCUACGCUCCGGACCGCCUCGUCUCUGUUCGGUGACCAGGGCGACGCAUGCGUUUCGCCCCCAGCUUCCUCGAGUCUAUUUUCCUCCACGCUCCCGUCCAGCACCUCGUUUUCGAGCUCGCCUGGGUCCGCGGCGGCUUCGCGGUCGGGGUUCACCGGGGCUCUCUUCCCCGAGCAAGAAAGCGACGCCGAGCAAAAGAAGCUCCGAGAGCGAUUCGCCCAAGCCGCGCCACACUUGCGGUCCGCGGGCUCGAUUCUGCUCGAAGGCCGCCAACUCCCCACCCGCCCGGUCAACCUCGAGUCGGUCUCUGACCAUCCUCUCAACCAGCAAACGAGCAGCGAGUGGCGGAGUUACUGGGACGACGCGGAUAUUUUCGACCAAAUCAACAAGGAUGUUUUUCGAACGCGGCCCGAGCUGGCGUUCUUCAACUACGACCCCUUUCUCUCGCUCCAGCAGCAGCGCGAGAGGUUCCUGCGCACCGCCGUCUCCCCCUCGCCUCCCCCGCAGGACAGAGAGAUGCCUCAUCUCUUCUCUCUCGGCAAAGAGGCACACCAGAGCUCGGAGGUCGACGAGCCGAUUCCUCUCCUGGUUGAUUACGACACGCUGAUGCAGCAGAGGGCCGCGUCCCGCGCCGGCGCCGCUUCGCAGGGUGGCUCGACAGGGGGCCAGGAGCUCGGUUCCCGCGUGUCGCUUCCAGAGUCUCCAAAGUCUUCGCGCUUUCGCCUGCGCAACGCCUUCAUCUCCUCCCUCAAGAACCGACCGGCCUCGCCGCCUGUUGGCGGAUCUUUCUUCUUCUCGCGUUCGUCUUCUCGGUCGUCCGCGCAGGGCGGCUCGCGCGGGGUCUCCACAGGCGGCGAAGAAGCGGCGUGCGAGGAGCAUCGACCCGCUGGGGCUCGGCCACCCGCGCGGGCGGAGGCGAAGCCGGCAGCGCUAGGCUUGCGGCUCUCCAACUCGCCCCUGAACUCUCUGAAGAAGCGAGUUGCGGCCCUGUCUCCGCGGUCGCCUCCGCCUGCUGACUCGCUCGCUGCGGCCUUUGGUCGCUACGAGAACGUCCACAGCGCCCCGCAACCGCUGUCGUCCUCAACUCAAGAAGAGAGAGGGGCUAGGUCGAUUCAGCAAACUCCGUGCGCUGCUGCGCCGCGUUCGCCGGGCUUGUCCUCCAUCCACGGGGCUGGCUCGGUGUCGCCUUUUCGGCGCUUCUUCAGCAAGGGAGGAGCGGCGCCUCCACAGCGGUUGCGGCGCCCCCACGCCGCGCCGCAGGGCUCCAGCGGCGCGGCGUCGCCUCUCCUUGGAGCCCCAGGUCUGGAGUCGAACGGGCGGGCGACCAGCGGCGAAGUAGUGUCCACGGGGGCGAGUGUGAGUGCAAGUGGCGACGAGGAGCGGGUGUGGAGGCCGAUGGAGGAAAACGAGGGGCGCGAGAUGUCCUGCGCACGAAGCCAGUCACGCCUGAGACUCGAAGGGGACGGAGAUUUAGACUGCGAGGCCGCACAAGGCUUCGAGGCGGCCAGAUGGAGAACCGCUGACAUUCGCGGGAGCGGCGGAGCUUUCGAGGACGAGCGGUCUCCCAACCGGGCGGAAUCAGCGUGUCGCGAAAGCUUCACGCGCGGCAGACUCUCUCUCGAUACGUUGACCCCUGAGGAACUCAGGACGCCGCGUGCCUCGGUGCCUCUUGGCGGGCUGCCGGCGCCCUCUGCGCUGCGGGAGCGAGCGCGGCUAGGAGAGCAGGAAAACGAGCUCGACGUGAUUCUACAUCAAAGCGCCGCUGCGGCUGCUUCGCGCUUUCUCGCUCAGCCAUCGCAAAGCCCCGCUAUGGAGACUCCAACGAGCGCCGCGGCGGAGGAUCGAGCUGAGGCGCGACAUGCGCCGCCGCUGUUUUGCUCCGAGGAGACGCACACGAUGGAGCCUCUGUCGAGCGGCGAGGAGGAGGGAGCACGCGUACACGGAGAACGCGUCUGCACCAGUAGAGAAGUCUCCGAAGCUCGAAACAUGCUUGCGGGCAAGGCUCCGUCCGCGCCUCCGGGGAGGAACAGCGACGCAGAGGGGAAGGGCCUAGGAGACGAAGUGCUCGGGCAGGAGGCGGAAGAUCACGAGGGGCUGGCGCCGGCUUCUCACCCGGCAUCCCGAGGCUCCCCGCCCUCGCCCUUCUCUGUCUGUCCCCUGUCUCCGACUGCGUCGCCGCCGGAGGGCGAGGGGCCUCCGCCCCCGCCUGCACUCGCACUCGCGGCCCAGGAGCGUGAGGCGGCGGCGAUUCCGCAGCUGCAGCCGUCGCGAGCGCCCGCGGGGGUGCAGGACACCUGCGACCUGUGGCAUCCUCGGAGACACUACGACUUGCUUUGUCGCAUUCUCUUCAUCUACGCGAAAGUCAACCCUGGAAUUCGAUACGUACAGGGCAUGAACGAGCUCCUCGCCCCGGUCUACUAUGUCAUCUUGUCAGAUCCUCUCUGCACAGACCCCCUGCAGGCGGAGGCCGAGGUCUUCUUCUGCUUCACAGAGUUGAUGCAAGAGCAGCGCGACGCGUUCUGCAAGGCUCUCGACCCCACAGACAAUGGCGUCAGCGGCAGGAUCGCCCGGCUGAGUGCGCUCCUGAAACUGAAGGACAAGCCUGUGUGGGACCACCUUGACCAACUCGGCGUGGAUCCACAGUUCUACGCGCUUCGCUGGCUGCUGCUGAUGCUGACACAAGAGUUCCAGAUGCCCGAUGUCAUUGUUCUGUGGGACGCCUUCAUCGCCGACGCUGGAUGGCCGCUGCCGCUCCUCUACUACGUCUGCGUUGCGAUGAUUCACUGGCUGAGGCCGGCGCUCCUUGCGGCGGACUUCACGGCCUGUAUGAAACUGCUGCAGCACUUGCCCUCCUUCGACCCUCAAGUCCUCCUUGGCGCUGCGAAUCACCUUCGAGCGGAAGACAUCGUAGCUGGCGGAGUUUCAGUCUCCGCGAACGACGCGGUUCCGCCGGCUAACGGCCAUCCGGCCCGCGCGAACGAUUUGGAGCGCCUCGAUCCUCUGCGUGCGCGCAACAACGCGUCGGCGUUCCCUCUGCCUUCCUCUUCGCCUGCUCAAUUAGCGCCUCUCUUUGGCAGGCGAAAACUCCAUUUCUCGUCUUCCUCGUCUCUCGAGUCUGUGGCGAAGAGCUUUUCUUCCCCUUCUUGUCCUCUGUCGCGCGGUCUCAGUGGCGCGCAGGGCAGUGGAGCCCACGCUGGCGCGGAGGAGGCGGUAGAGGCCAGCGACCGCGGUCGGUACGGGCUCGUCUGCACUGUCUCCGGGGCGAGGAGACAGGAAGGCGGCAGCGAUCCCGACUGCGACGGAGACAGGGCCGGCACCGAGGAAGGCCUGUCUAGCUCAUCCUUCCCAGGGGCGCCCCUCUCGCAAGUCACGCGAGAAAACGACGAAACCAAGACGCCGGGAAGGCCUUUCGAUGCGCGUUGCAAUCCGCUUCAGCCCCUGCGGCUGCCCUUGUCAACGCGCGAGGAAAGGGGGCAGACCCAGCAGAGACACGCGUUCGAUUUUCACGGGCCUGAGGGGGGGAAAGCAUGUGAGCGCACGACAGCACAGGGGCCCCCUCUGGGUGAAGACGAGAAGGAGAAGAGGAAGAAGGAAAGAGAAGAGGAGAGGAGGCGCAAAGAGGCACAGAGACGGCUGGAGGUCAUCAGCAGCCUGCCGGCCGCGUUCUUGACAAGCGGAAGCGAAUGCCGAGAGUGCGAGCGCAAAGAGCCUCCCGUCGGCGUCGCCAGCUUGUCUCCUCGAGAGCGAGAGGCACGCGACGCUAAGCAAAGAGAAGAUCGAUCUGGGCCGACGUCCUUUUUUCCUUGGAGGGGCGGAAGACGAAGCGCAGGUGACUCCGCCGACCGCGACAAUGAGGGAAGUCCGUUCGCAAGCCUCGGCGAGAAAUUGGGCGAGCUGCGGUCGCUGGGCGUCAAGAACUUGGUCGCCGACACGGCGCGUGCGUUGUGGGCCGCGGGAACAGGAAACAGCGACAGCUCUGGCAAAGGGGAGAGAGACAGAGGGACGGGGGAAUGA
Besnoitia besnoiti is the source of this 5988-nucleotide messenger RNA. RefSeq lists its product as uncharacterized. NCBI's taxonomy places the organism in Eukaryota, Apicomplexa, Conoidasida, Eucoccidiorida, Sarcocystidae. The transcript has 10 exons. Gene Ontology annotation, biological process: intracellular protein transport; activation of GTPase activity. Gene Ontology annotation, molecular function: GTPase activator activity. The record is from RefSeq and is a predicted model, not a curated record. Bases 1 to 5988 code for a protein of 1995 amino acids.